Solanum tuberosum (potato) is the source of this 474-nucleotide messenger RNA. RefSeq lists its product as uncharacterized. Lineage: Eukaryota; Viridiplantae; Streptophyta; Magnoliopsida; Solanales; Solanaceae. The coding region runs from base 1 to 474 and encodes 157 amino acids. The transcript is spliced from 3 exons. The record is from RefSeq and is a predicted model, not a curated record.
AUGUCCCCGUACCAACUUGUAUAUGGGAAGUCAUGCCAUUUGCCGGUACAGCUAGAACAUAAGGCUAUGUGGGCGCUAAAGAAGUUGAAUUUGGAUUGGGGUGCCACAUCGAAUCAGAGAGUAAUUGACUUCAAUGAGCUUAAUGAGUUUCGUCUAAGAGCUUAUGAAAGUUCAGCCUUGUUGCACUUGUUUCCUUGCAAGCUCAAGUCCAAGUGGACCGGGCCAUUCAUAGUCAGCCAAGUGUUCCCACAUGGAGCGGUCGAGCUCGAGAACAAUGAGGGAAAAAGUUUCAAGCUCAAGUCCAAGUGGACCGGGCCAUUCAUAGUCAGCCAAGUGUUCCCACAUGGAGCGGUUGAGCUCGAGAACAAUGAGGGAACAAGUUUCAAGGUAAACAGGCAAAGGAACAAGGUCUACAUGGGUAAAAAGGAGAAUGUGCAAGUGGUGGUUGAGGCCUACUAUCUUGAUGAAGUCUGA